Acanthocheilonema viteae is the source of this 1710-nucleotide messenger RNA. NCBI's taxonomy places the organism in Eukaryota, Metazoa, Nematoda, Chromadorea, Rhabditida, Onchocercidae. The record is from the annotation of a GenBank genome assembly.
AUGACUGGUGAUGAUAGUGAUGAUGGAAUUAAUGGUGGUACUACAGGUGAUAUUUUAUCCAGUGAUAAUCAAAAUUCGUUAAAUGGUUAUCAGCAGCUUGGCGAAUUACGCUUACGACUCUUUUAUACAGCGGAACACGUGCUACCAGUGGAAUUUUAUAAGCCACUACAGAUGAAUCUUGUAAAAUCAUUAACGUUACAACCAUUUUGCGCAUCGCCAGUUGGAAUUCUCGAAUAUUUGCCAUCGGUAGAUUUAUUGGCGAUUGCAAGAUCAUUAAUGAAAAUUUUCGUGCAAGCUGAAUUAAUACGUCCAUUAUUGAGGAUUCUUUGCGCCGAUGAUAUUUUAAAAUGCCAGGACGUAAAUACUUUAUUUCGGAGUCAGUCAUUAGCAACAAAGAUAAUUCAUGAACAAAUGAAGUUUUUUGGGCAUCAUUAUCUUGUGAUCUCAAUUAAACCUGUUAUCGACAUGAUUUAUUGUGAGCGUAAAUGUUGCGAGAUUGAUCCGAUGAAGUUAAAACAAGGCGAUAGUUUGGGAUCGAAUAAGCUAAAUCUAAUAGUGUAUGGUGAGAUAACAUUUUCACGAGUGGUCGAUUCAAGUCAUCGUUGUCCAUUAAUGCUACGUGAAAUGUUUUCCGAUUUACGUGAACUUGCAGCGCAACAUUUUCCGAGUCGAGAAGAUAUUCAACGAUUGGUGCUUAGUUCAUUCAUUAUUAUGCGUUUCUUUGCGGCUGCUUUGAUGAAUCCGAAAUCAUUUGGACUUAAACGUGAUCAACCAGAAGGUGUUGUUUGCCGUACAUUGGUACUUCUGUCAAAAAUACUUCAACGACUCUCGAAUUGUGUUGUUUUUGCGAAUUCACUUACUGAAAAAGAGCCAUGGCUUUCAUCAGUUCUUGAAAGAUUCACAGAUGAACAACAUCGGCUUGCAAUGUUAAAGUUUCUUAAUACAAUAUCAAUGACAGAGAAUGCCACAGAUGUAAAUUAUGAAAAUCUCUCGGUUGUUCGGGACGGAUUUUUUAUCGAAAGAAGAGUUCGAGAAAAGCGUCGAAUAUUGAGAAAUUUAGUAAAUCAAAAGCGACGAUAUGUUGUGCUAACAGAAAAUGAGAUUUGUUGGCAAAAAACAAAAGCAGAUGCAGAACCGAAAGGCCGAAUGAGAUUGCAAGAAGUGAAUCAAAUAGAACCGGUCGUCGAUGCAAAAAAUGUUUUCAGGAUAGCAUCACCGGAUUGUGAAAUUCAAUUUCAGGCACCGAGCACUGUUGAAAUGAAUGAAUGGAUAGUACAAAUUCAGAAGCAACGCAAGCGACAACUUAUGAUUGCGUUACGUACGAGCGAAUCAAACGAUGCAUUCGAAAUAGAUACUGAACGAGAAUUAGAAGCAAUUCAUGCAAUACUUUAUGAAAAUGCGGAAACAUUAAAAGAAUGGAAGAAUAUACUGGAAGGAACGGAUAUUCCGAUUGGACAUCCUUGCAUACCAAUUGCAUUACAGGAUCAGUUGAAAAAUAAUGAAAAUCCGGAACAAGCAAAACAACUCUUUUACAAUAGUCUUCAAGAAAUUUUGCAUAGUACUAUAUUAAUCGAGAAAUCACAUGAUGAAAUUGUAAAUCGUUUUAUCAAACAAAUUCGCUACGGUAAAGGAACACGGGAAGUACCAAUCGGUGAUGAUAAUUAUUUGCUACUAAAAUCACGAUUUCGUAAGAGCAUCGAUGAAACAUGA